AUGUUCGUCGCGACGACGUCCGCGCUCGUCGCGCGCGCGAACGUCGCGGUCGAUCGCCGGGUCCGUCUCCGCGCGAGCGAUUCCCCGCGUCUCGCCGCGCGCCCCCGCGCGUCCCCGCGCGUCGCCGCCGCCUCACGCGCUUCCGCGAUCGCGGUGCCAACCGCGUCGACGGCGGCGGCGGCGGCCGCGCGCGCGUCCGGCCGCGGCGUCCCGACGCCGCGCGGACGCGCCGGCCUCCUCCGCGCGUCCGACCCGUCCGACGCGGACGCGGAGAGCGCGCCGCUCGCGUCGUCCGCGACGGCGUCGACGGAUGGCGACGUCAAGGGCGUGUGGUACGGCCGCGGGCUGCUCCUGUUCGUCGCCGCGGCGUACGGCACGCUGUCCGUCGCGUUCAAGUACGUGUACGGGCUCCCGGGGCCGCCGUCCGCGGGGACGAUCGGCGCGGUGCGAGGCGUGUUCGCCGCGCUGUGCUUCGUCCCGAUGCUGCUGAACGAGAGCAAGCGCAAGGCCGCGGCGGCGGGCGCGGGCGCGAGCACACAGGGAGGGGAGAAAAAGUGGAUGGGGGGGAAAAGUUUUUGGCUCGCCGCCGUUGAGCUCGCGUUUUGGAACCUCGCCGCGCAGGGCGCGUGCAACAUCGCGCUGCUGUUCACGGACGCCACGCGCGUGAGCUUCCUGACGCAAGCCUCGAUCGCGUUCACGCCCGUCUUGGUGUCCAUGGACGGCGAGAAGGUCGCGAGGGUGACGUGGGCCGGGUGCGCGCUCGCCAUCGUCGGCGUCGUCCUCCUCGGGUUCGACGGCGGCGGCGCCGUGGCGGAGGCGGCGACUUCCGCGGCGGUCGGCCUCAACGUCGGCGACGUCAUCGCGCUCUUCGGCGCGGCGUCGUACUCGAUGUACAUCUUCCGCAUCAGCACGUUCGGGAGGAAGGGGAUGCCCGGGAACUUGACCCAGGCGCGUUCUAUACACUGGUCCCCAUACGACCGCGUUGGCGUGGCGUGGAAGACGGUGAUCCUCGCGUUUUUGUACUGUCUCUGGUUCGGCGCGGACUUCGCGCGGUGGUGGGCCGCCCCCGCGGGCGUCGUCGCCGCGCCGUGGGCGGGGUGGGCGAACCCCGUCGCGUGGGCGGUGUUGCUGUUCACCGCGGUCGUCCCCGGGUAUCUCGCGGACGUGUGCCAGGCGAAGGGGCAGGAGAGCGUGAGCGCGAGCGAGUCGCAGGUGUUGCUGGCGGGCGAGCCGUUAUUCGCCGCGGUGUUCGGCGCGGCGCUGCUGGGGGAGUCGCUGGGGACGUGGGGGUACGUCGGCGGCGCCGGGCUCGUCGCGGGGGCGAUACUCGCGGGGUUGGACGACGGGUCCGGGUCCGGGGAGGAGAAGAGCGCGUGACGACGCUCUCGCGUUGCUAGUUGCGUCUUGUUUGCUUAUACUCGUACUCGUU
This is a messenger RNA of Micromonas pusilla CCMP1545, 1429 nucleotides long. Its product is annotated as Drug/Metabolite transporter superfamily. The transcript is spliced from 2 exons. The record is from RefSeq and is a predicted model, not a curated record. Gene Ontology annotation, cellular component: membrane. The coding region runs from base 1 to 1377 and encodes 458 amino acids. Lineage: Eukaryota; Viridiplantae; Chlorophyta; Mamiellophyceae; Mamiellales; Mamiellaceae.